AUGGACUCGCUGCUAGCAGCGGGGCCAGCGCUGGCAGAGGUAGACGAUGGCCGCAACGACUGCAGCGUGAGCCCCCUUCGGAGGUGGCGAGAGGUGGAGCUGAAUUCGCCAGUAAAGCCUGGGGAGCGCAGUGGUGCAUCCAGUGUCAUCUACCAGGAUGCGCUCUACGUUUUUGGCGGCUAUGGCGGCAGUGGUCGGCUAGAUGACAUCUACCGCUUUGACUUCCCAUCCAGGUGUUGGACGCGAUUGGAGGUGCAGGGCACUGUGCCCGCUGGCCGCGAAAACAACGGCGCGGUGGUGCACAGCAAUAAGAUGUAUUUGUUCGGAGGAUACUCCGGCUUCACCUGGCUGAACGACUUCCAUAGCUUCAAUUUCGACACCAGCACCUGGCAGGCAGUGCCGUGGGGGCGCUGUGAGACAUGCGCACCGCCGAAUCAUGGGUCUGCGUUGCUGCAGCGGGGCACCAAAGCCUAUAUGAGCACCGACCGUGCGAAGGCCAAACCGGCCGGGCUGGAGCGCAGCCUCUUCAUAUUACCAGCAGAUGCAGAUCCUACGCUUCUUCCGGCCAUCAUCCCAGCUGCUGUCAAAUCCGCCGGUGAGCCAGCCAUCCUGGUAAUGCAGGAAGUUGAGGAUGCUGUGGAAGCAGAUUUUGUGACGCAGUACCGCCCAGAAACCACCUAUCUCUGGGGCUCGGCAUCUGCAGGAAGCUUGGCAGGGCUUCUUGGGCAAGAAGUGGCUUUGACAGCGUCCUCCACCUGUGCUGCGUCAGCCGUGCUGGCGCAGCAUUUCUGGCAUGAAAGCUCUGAGAUCGUCGUGGCAAAAUGUGAUGCCCUCGGCACUGUGCGCGAUGACUAUGCAGCAGCGCUGAUGGCCGCUCCCCUGGCAGCGAAACACGGUGUGCCGCUGAUUCUUGUCGAUGACCAGGCUACCCUGAAGUCGGUGAUCGAUGCGCUGAAGGUGCAAGAGCUUUUCUACGUGGGAGCUGCAGCUUGGGAUAAUUCCUUCGUACCACAAACCGAUCUGCGCGAUGGCGUGGAGGUCUACACUACAUUGGGCAAGCCCGAGUACUUGGCAAUCGCCAAUCCUUCUGAUCUGCAAGCGCCGAUAUUCAAGGGUCUUUCAGCUAUGGCACCUAUGAUUGCUUCACUUCGAGGAGGUGCAGUGCUUCCCGUGACGGGUGGAGACGUUUCUGCGGAUGCGAUCAAGCAGCAGCUGAAGGCGCACAUUGCGCACGGCAUGCCAAAGUAUGUGGCUCUGGUGGGUGGACCUCAUGCCGUUCCACCUCAUUGUGAAAUUGGCAACUUCUUCGGUGAGGAGAAAUGCCGCGAUGCGCCGUAUGCGGAUUUGGAUGAGGACAUCUUCCUCGAUGUUGCCUUGGGGCGCAUUGUAGCACGAAACUUGGCAUCGGCGAGCCUUCUAGUGUCUCGCAUCGGCAACUAUGACUAUGUCCGUGACGCAGCUUCAGAAGGUCGCUUUGGCAUGGGAGGGAAUUUGAAAUCCUCUGCAGACAGCAUCCGACCCGCUCUCACCAAUGUGGGUUUCAGUGUGGACAUGGUGGAUGAACACGAGCUUGCGCAACUCCAGAAGCUUCAGGUCUCUGCGUUCAUCCACGUGGACCAUGCUGGAGCUGGAGGAAUGGGUCAUUCCUUCAAGUACAACACCAAGGUGCUGCUGUCUCCUUCUGUGGUGAGUUCUGGUGGUUGCUCCACAGCUGGCUUCGACAAACUCAGCGAUCCUAUGGACUCGGUGGUCUUGACACUGCUGCAUUACGGAGCUGUGGCAUUUCUGGGUGGGCCGCGGAAUGCGAUCACCGCCUCCGGCUUGGUGCAUGCUGCCUUUUGGAAUGAAAUCGCGCUGGGCAAGAGCAUUGGCGAAGCCUUCGUGGCAGGUUGGAACAACGUGGCGCUGAACCACAUAGAUCAGGCCACGGAUGCUGCUCAGAAGACCGCCGAGUACGUGAUGAUGAACAUCGCUUUGAUGGGGGACCCGGCCUUCAAACUCUUCAUUCCAAGUGCGCCGCAGCAGCGGCCGGCUGAAGUCGUCCAGAUGAGCAAUGGUCGUUUGAAGGUCACAGGCCCACAACAGUGGACCAAAUUCAAAGCUGAUCAGUCCUUGUCUGACGAGUGGAAUUGGCAAGGAGAUCUCUACUACUAUGGGGCCCCUGGAGCCACGCCACAGAAGAUGUGGCAUGGAAGCAAGCUCCAUGAUGUUGAGUUCCCAUACCUCUAUGCGCGCUUUACCACGACGGCGGACGUGGUGGGCUUCAAGGCAUCCGAAGUGCCUCUUCCACUGGGCUGGACCGGCCCUGAUCGCGGACGCGGCUAUCCCGGUUCAGCUGGCACCAGCUUGCACGAGGACCGCCACGCAGAUGGCAGCAAGACGCUCAUGUGGCGCGUGCGUCUCCUGGACUACGACUGUGAGACCGGCGAGGUGACGGGUCAGCUCGCGGACCAGACCUACGAGAUGAUCCUCGGAGGCUCCGCCAAGCCCACGCCGCACGACUUGUGUCAAAAGGGCUGCGUUGAGGCUGGUUAUUGCUGCGGCCGUGACAGUGGAUGCGGGCGUCCCAGCUGUGGGCAGGGCUGCGAGAUUGCUCUCUACUCCAACACCCUUUACUCCUGCAUCAACGAGUGUAAAGCCAAGACGGGAUGUUUUACAUGGAGCUUGGCUUUCGGACAGACCAACAUGUGCACGGUAUGCACUGCUUCUGGUGGCGGCUCAUGCUCCGAAAGCUGCGAGCCCGAAGGUGGAUGCGAGUAUGCUUGCAGGAGCAUGAACUUGCCUGCCCCUCCUACGACGACCUUGUCAACAACACUGGCUCCGGUGGACAUUUGCAAGGCGCAAUGCAGCCAGGACGGCUAUUGCUGUGGCCGUGACAGCGGCUGCGAUCGACCAAGCUGUCAGCUUGGCUGUGAGAUCGCCUCCCAAUCGACUGGCGGAUCUUGCAGCGAGAACUGCGAGAACGCCGGCGGCUGUCAGCACGCGUGCUCCGUGAUGUUUGCCGGGUCCGGUCACAAGGGCAGCGUGCCCUCGACCCGCUUUGGCUACGUCUCCGCGGUGAAUGGUGACUUCAUGUACGUGUUUGGGGGCUACGAUGGCUCAGCAUGGUUGAAUGACAUGUUCGACUUUGACUUUGAGCGGGGGGCGUGGUACUCCACUCAGGUGCAGGGCUUCAUCCCUUCUGGAAGGAGCUGUCCCUCCUGGGCAACGCACAACGGCUCAGUGUACCUCUUUGGCGGCUAUGACGGCGUUCACAGGAUGAACGACUUUCAUCAGUUCAGAAUGGGCUCCAGGACCUGGUCUUCCGUGAGGUCGGCUGGUCAGGUGCCCUCGCCGCGGUAUUUUCAUGCCAGCGUUGUCUAUGGAAAUUCGCUCUUCCUCUUUGGGGGCUACAGUGGGCAGGAGAGGUUGAACGACCUCUACGAGUUCCGCUUUGACUGUCACACCUGGUUUGUGCUAAGCACAGAGGAUCCGCCAAGUGGCAGGUCAUCUUUAGUAGCAGAGGUCUUCAACAACUCGCUGUAUGUCUUCGGCGGCUACAAUGGCAGCAUAGUGCUGAAUGACUUCUAUGAGUUCCGAUUCGAGCCUGUGAGCGUCCCGCCAAGCAAUUUGGUGGAUGACCUGCGGAAGCUCAUAAACAACCCAGCUUUUGCAGAUGUGACAUUCCUCGUGGAAAACCAGUCGGUUUAUGCCACGCGUGCGCACUUGGCAGCCCGCUCGGAACACUUCCGGGCGCUCUUCUACGGCGGCAUGCGGGAAUCGUCCGAUGCUGGACAGAUAGUGCUCCAGGACGUGGCGCACCCGGUCUUUCUGCUUCUCCUAGAGUAUAUCUACACUGACCAGGUGGGAGACAUCUCCUCUGACCUGGCAGUGCAUCUCCUCAUUGCCGCUGAGCGGUUCCUGUUGGACCGCCUCAAGGCGCUGGGAAAGGGCGUCACCACCGUGCACUCGGAAUACUGCGCGCUACACCUGACCUUGUUGAGUUUGCUGGGCUCAUCGUGCAGGCUGGUUUUCAAGAGCAAUGACAAGAGCUUGCCCAUGGAGAAGGCCUCGGAGCCUGGCUUUUGGCGGCUAGAGACUGAAGGGGGAGCAGGAGAAGCAUAUUCCUUCGUGGCCGAAUGGGUGCAGGAGUUCCGACAUUGUGGCCGGUUUUCGGCCUUCGGCGCGCCACAGCCGGAGGCGGAAGAGGUGGGCCUGCAACCAAAGGACCUUCCCUGUGUAGAGUCCACCGACCCUGAAGCGGAUGCUGCCGCCUCCAGCGUGGGCGCGGGCUCAGAGGCGGCCAUGGCGAAGGCAGAGGAUACAGAACAAGAGGAGGCGAGUACUCAGGAGAAGAGCGACUCCGAGCGGAUGGGUCUGUCUGAGUUUCUUUUGGAGGCAAUCGACAACCUUGCUGUUGCUGUCACUGACGGCUGCGGAGUGAGGCUGAGUUUGCUAGUUGCCCCUCGAGUUGUCAUCGCUGGCGCGCAGGUUGUGGCAGUGGAUGGCAGCUGGGGCCCUUUGAGCUUGCGGAAGGUGAAGGCCGAUGCAGACGAGGUUGAAGGCGAGGCCCUGCCCAGCAAGUGGAUCGGCGAUGCUGUGGACUGCAGCACUGAUGGCGGGGCGGAGUUCACGCUGCGAGUGCACAGAAGAGACUGGAGGGCUGACCCUAAUGCGCACUAUCUUGAGCAAGAAGAAGGUUUGGGCUGGGCUGGGUAUUUUGACGGCCUGCCCCCCGACGAGGUCGCUGCCCCACUUGGUCCCAACGUCUGGAGCCGCAGGUCUGCGAAAUCGCUGCCAUCCACAGUUUCGUUUCAACGCUGUGCAGAUAGAGAGCUGGUGCUCUAUGAGCUGCACCUGGGCAGUUUUACGAGCAGCGGUACGUUGAAGGAGGCUGCUGCAAAGCUGACCCACGUGAGAGACUUGGGUUGCACGGCUAUUUCACUAAUGCCAGUCCAACAAGAUGCGCGGCGCAUGGUCACUGGCGAAGCUGACCGUUGGGGCUACGAUGUCAUCUCCUUUGCCGCCGUGGACACUUGCUAUGGCACGCUGGAGGAGUUGGCACAGUUCGUGCGGGUGGCCCACAUGCUCGGCCUGGCUGUCAUCGUGGAUUUUGUGUUCAACCACAUGAUGUGGGGUGCACCAUUCCUCUACGGUCCACAGCUCUUCCUGGAAGAGGAGACGGUUUGGGGGCCACGGCCCGACUUCUCCAAGGCGCAGGUGAAGCGGUUUAUCCUGGCAGCUGCAGAGCUGCUCUUGCUAAGCAUCGGGGCAGACGGGCUCCGCAUCGACUCCACCAAGUCCAUCCGAAAACUGCCGGCAGGUGGCCCAGAUACCCACGGGUGCGAGCUGCUGGCAGAGCUUGCAGCACUUUGCAGGCAGCAUGGCAAGCUUGCCAUAGCAGAGGACUUGGAGGAUGGUGAUGGUCUUCUUCAGUGGGGAGGACUGGGACUACAUCUCCAGUGGGACAUGGCCCUAUUUUGCUGGAUCUACGAUGCUUUGGUGCACCCCUUGGACGAGUUUCGAGGCAUCCACAAGGUGGUGCAAGGGCUGGUUGGUUUGGCACCGGGCCGAUCCCAUGCCUUGCGCGGGAGGGUGGCAUGCGAGAGCCAUGACACAGCGGCGUGCGACCGCUACGGCCGCGUUCCUGCAGCUGUGCAUCAUGGCAAGCCGUUCAUGGUGGAGGCUGAGGGCGAGGGCGGCGACGCCUUUCAACAAGCAGGGGCAGCACUGCCAUACCCGGAUGAGGAAGAGGUGACAGAGAAUCCCUUUGCCGCACGCAGGGCUGCCCUAGGCCUUGUGCUGGUGAUGACGGCCCCGGGCAUCCCCAUGCUGCUGCAGGGUCAGGAGGUGUGUGAGUGCCGACCCUUCAAGUGGCCACAAGGCCCUGCGCUGGAUUGGUCUCGUGUCCAGGAUGCAACUGGUAACGCUGCCACAUGGCUUCAGCUUUGCCGAGACCUGACUGCCUUGCGGACUGGCAAGAGCAGCACCCACGUGACAGAGCUGGGACCUGCACCACCGCUGCAGGGCGAUGGGGUGCACGUGUUUCACGAGCACGGCGGGGUGCUAGCCUACCUGCGCUGGUCUGAAGCUGAGGACAGCCGGGACAGGCGGCAUGUUCGAGCACGCCUUGCGCUGGUCGUGGUGAACUGGAGAAACACCGUGCGCGAGAGCUACCAGCUUGGGGUGCCACCCUCGAAAAGCUGGCGACUUGCCCUGUCUGUGCCGGAGCUUGAAGGCGCCCAGAGCGAAGUGGAGGUGAACUCACACACUCCCACCCACAGCUUCCCGUGCUCCGUCAGCAUCACACUUCAGGCCUACACAGUCAUACUGCUUCAGGAGAGCUGAGCUGGAUGGUCACAGUGAUCUGAGUCUUUGUCAGCUGCUGGCAAGAGCAUGCCUCAAGCAGAAAGUGCAGAGCAGCCUGUUUGCCAAACAUGGGCUCAGUGUCCGAGCAAUGAAGGUAGUAGAAGCCUGAAAGCAGAGUAGGUUCUCCUUGUUUCUGCAGGCAUCCUGCCACCGUA
Molecule: messenger RNA, 6503 nt
Organism: Effrenium voratum
Lineage: Eukaryota; Dinophyceae; Suessiales; Symbiodiniaceae
Source: the annotation of a GenBank genome assembly